AUGGGAAAUAAGUUAUAUCCCAAAAAAACUGCCUGUGCCAUAACUGCCAAUAUAAAAAAGGUUGAGAGGAUGUGCACACAGAGAACUGUUUUAGAAAGUCACAUUGCCAGCUUCGAACCAAACAAAUGGCUGCUCACAUGUCUCGCUUUCAUCCGCCUCUCAGCAGAGGGCAGCACCCUACGGCGGCGGGAAAUUUCAAAUAGCUUAAACCAGAGGCACACGGCUGCGCAAACAUAUACACACGAUUUCGUUGGAGAUAGCGCUGUCUGUAUAAAAAGAUGGCUUAUCGUGCAGGUUCUCACUCAGACCACGGACUCCGAGCUGAACACACAACCCAUCCGAAAGCGUCUUAGCACACGGCAUUCGUACAAUAAAGCAAAAAUGGCCAGCACUUUGUCUCGCGUUCUUCCCCGUCUCGUCUCUUCCCUGCACACCACGCCCAUCCUCAGCCGCCCACGCCCUCACAAGGCCCUCGCCAGGACCAUCACCAGCUUCCACGGCCUGCAGGGUCUCGCACAGCCAUGGCGGGUACCGACGGAAGAGGCUCCUGAGCUGGUGGAGAGCGGGGAACUGGCGCUGCACUUGGAGGCCCUCCAGCGCUGGCACGACGAGGCCGAGCUCCUAAGGGAGGUGCGAGUCCUUCCUCCGGGCGUUGACGACCAGAUCAACCUCGAGGCAGAGACUCGAGGCCAAGUCAAGGACCUGAUGGAGAGUCUGAUUGAGGAGGAAAUCCUGGACAUCCGUCGGGGUUGGGUCCUCGCCUCCACCUUUUAAGGCCUUCCGUAAUUCCAUUCCCGACGCCAAGGUUCCAUGUCAGUGAAACUCCUUCGGCUUGACUG
Molecule: messenger RNA, 839 nt
Organism: Penaeus vannamei (Pacific white shrimp)
Lineage: Eukaryota; Metazoa; Arthropoda; Malacostraca; Decapoda; Penaeidae
Source: RefSeq, a predicted model, not a curated record